This is a messenger RNA of Anthonomus grandis grandis, 1845 nucleotides long. Its product is annotated as piggyBac transposable element-derived protein 4-like. The transcript is spliced from 2 exons. Bases 1 to 1845 code for a protein of 614 amino acids. The record is from RefSeq and is a predicted model, not a curated record. Lineage: Eukaryota; Metazoa; Arthropoda; Insecta; Coleoptera; Curculionidae.
AUGUCAGGGGAAGAGCAUGCUGGUCCUUCCGGAGAGCCGAAAAGGCGCAAAAAAGACAAUAAUAGCCGGAAUUUCGGUGAUGCAGUGACAGGAUUAACGUUGAGUGAAGUCAAAGACAUUCUUAAAAGUGUAGAACCGGAUGAUUUGUACAUUAGCAGUAGUGAAGAAGAUCUUUUCGUGGACAGCGGAAGCGAAUAUAUACCUUCUUCGGGCAGUGAGAGUGAAGAUCCUGAAAUAUAUCAGAUAUCUGAUGAAGUGCAAGAUCUAUUAAAUAUACCAGAAGAUAAUGAGGUGCAAGAGAACGAAAGCUUGAUAGAAGGCAGAGUGUUGGAUCAAAAAGAGUUGGAAAUAAUUUGGACGAAAAAUGAGUUUAAUCCCCACAUACAUGAAUUUGAUCUGACCAAUGCUGUGCUACAAGAUCCAAAUCUGACUGAAAAGUCAUUGGAAAUUGACUAUUUUCUAAGAUUAUUUACAGAAGAAAUCGCAGAAGUCAUUGUACAAGAAACGAAUAAAUAUGCAAGACAACAAAAAGCCGAAAACUGGAAUGAUAUAGACAUUUCUGAUUUAUAUGUUUUUCUAGCUCUAACGCUACUUAUGCCAAGGAAUAAAAAAUUAGAAUUAAAGGAGUAUUGGUCCAAAGAUAUUUUACUUCACUCUCCUAUAUUUGCCCAACAAAUGUCCAGGGAUAGAUAUUUUAUGAUUCAACGCUAUAUACAUUUUUCUGACAACGAAGUUGCACCAGAAAAUAAUCGCCUGUAUAAAGUAGAAAACAUAUUAAACAUGUUGAAACAAAAAUUCCAGACAGAGUUUCAUCCAUUUCAAAAUAUAGUGAUAGACGAAAGUAUGGUCCUCUUCAAAGGGCGAUUGAGCUUUACGCAGUAUAUCAAGACAAAAAGACAUCGUUUUGGGAUCAAAUUGUAUGUUCUUUGUGAUUGUGAAACUGGUAUAGUUCUAGACUUUAUAGUGUAUAUGGGUAAAGAAACAAAUGUAAACACUCAAGAAACACAUAAUCUCUGCAAUUAUAGCCUUGGUAGUACUGGCAAUGUUGUUGUCAAACUUUUGGAUUCUUAUCUGAACAAGGGACAUUCCUUGUAUACUGACAAUUUCUAUACAAGUCCCGUUUUGUCUACUUUCCUCUAUGAAAAUAAGACUAAUUCUUGUGGAACAGUUCGGCAAAAUAGAAAACAUAUGCCCGCAUUUGAGCGGAAAUUGAAAAAGGGUGAAACGGAAUGGAGAACUAGUGAUCACUUGUUGGCUUUAAAGUGGAAAGAUCGUCGGGAUGUUGUUAUGUUAACGACAAUGCACGAGAACAAAAUAGUUACACUGCCACAGAUUGACAGGAGUACCAAUGAAAAUAAAAAAAAACCUUUAUGUGUAAUACAGUAUAAUCAACACAUGGGAGCAAUUGACAGAUCCGACAUGCUUAUAAGUUCAGUGGAUUGUACCAGAAAAAGCAUUAAAUGGUACAACAAGUUGUUUUUUCACGUCAUUGAUGUAUGUCUUCUUAAUGCCCAUGCAAUGCUUUCAGUUCGGUGCGAGAAGAAAAUUCCUUUGUCCAAAUUUCAUCUGGCAGUUAUUAGACAAUUACUUGAAAGAUAUCCAUCAAAACUUCAGAGACCCAGUACUUAUGAUCUUGGAAAUGCUAGGUUGACGCAGCGUCAUUUUCCCGAAGAGGUGCCCCGUAAAGAAAACAACAAAUAUGCUGUUAGAAGAUGUUGGGUUUGUUCCCACAGUAGCAAGAGUGAAAAGAAAAGAAAGGAAACGCGAGUUAUGUGCGUUCCGUGUAAUGUUGGACUGUGCAUUUUUCCUUGUUUUAAAAUCUACCAUGAGCAAGCCCAUUUUUAA